Cololabis saira (Pacific saury) is the source of this 1886-nucleotide messenger RNA. RefSeq lists its product as uncharacterized. Gene Ontology annotation, molecular function: protein binding. The coding region runs from base 90 to 1886 and encodes 598 amino acids. The record is from RefSeq and is a predicted model, not a curated record. NCBI's taxonomy places the organism in Eukaryota, Metazoa, Chordata, Actinopteri, Beloniformes, Belonidae. The transcript is spliced from 10 exons.
AUCAGGAAGUGGCGGCUCAGACGCCGCAGGCUCCCAACAUGGCUGGCUGCUGACACAGCUGAGAUCCAGAGCGAAACCGACGCGGAAUCAUGGAUUCAUUUAGGCUGCUCUUCCCACUCCUCCUGCUCGGACUCUUCGCGUCCGCGCUGCGUCCCCACGGAGCGAACACGGAUCCAACUUUUGACUGUAUCAACGACUUUGACGAGAACAUGUUUUGCCAGUUUGAACAACAAAACUGCAGUGAAUAUAAUUUGACUCUCGUCCUGAUUAAUGGACCUACGAAGACCCAGAGCAGCUGCUCUUUCCAGGUGUGUCAGGCAGGUGUGUGUUGUUGCUCCAUGAAAAUGCUGUUAAUCCACGGGGAAACCCACAAUGCCACGGUGUGGAAGGGAGGAGAAAGAUUUGCGUCGAAAAACAUCUCUGUCACAGAGACCAUUAAGCCUGUGACUCCAACUAUUGUCUCAGUGAAAGAAUCCAAUGAGAAUUUUGAAGUCCUGUGGAGGACAGGAAGGAAGGAAUUAAGUAUCCCUCUCACUGCUGAAGUGACUUAUCAUAAAAAAGGAGACACGAAUAAGACUGUUUUGCUCACCAAGAAACAAGAGAAAGAGGGAUUGUGGUUCUACGAAAUAAAUGGUGGAAAGUUAGAGCCCAGAACGACAUACGCUGUCAGUGUGAGAACCUUUACGGAGUAUAAACAGUUCAGCGACAGCAGCAAAGAGUGGGAAUUCAAAACCGGUGGCUCCCGUAGCUCUGAGAUGUUGGCCAUCAUCGUGUCCCUCAGUGUCGUUGCAGCUGUUGCCUGCGGUGCAAUAUUUGUCUGUUAUGUAAAGCUCAAAACCAAGUUGUGGGACAAAUAUUCAAGUAUACAACCUGUCACGCUGAGUACGUGGCAACCAUCUAAAACACCGAUCCUGAAAGUGGAAGAACCUAAGCCCUCCACUGUCUUCAUUGAGCCACCUCGUCCCGAUGACAUCAAACAAGGAUUGAAGACGGUGUGGACAGGCAGCGAAGGCAGCGGAAGCUUUCAGAGCAGUGGAAUCAGUACGGGCUCCUCACAUCUCAGUUAUGCUGAGACAGAGCCUCUUGACGUCAAAGCUGCCGUCCAGAAUGCUCUUAUGAAGGACUUAAACAUCAGCCCAGUAUCACUAAUGGACACCAAUCCCUUUAAGGAAUUAAACAAAGACAGUGUUUCAGUCUCUUCUUCCUACAAUCCAUGUGAUGUCAGAGCUGCCGAAACGAGUUCUGGAUCAUCAGGCCUAAUGAAUCUCAGCUAUUCCCUGGUCAUUCCUACUUUGGCAGACCCCUCUGAGGUGCCAAUGCAGUCUGAAACGCUUUGUUGCCCAGGGUAUGACCUCAACAAGAACAGCAUCAUGAACAGUCCUGAGCCGCAGGUGUCAGCCUGUCUGUUUCCUGCACAGCCAGAUGUUUCCGGGCCUAUGCAAAUAGAUAUGUCGUAUCAACAGUGCAGCGCGGAUCCUCAGAGAUCUUCAGACUCCGGCUCCUUUUCACCAGAGCUCGAGUCCAGAGUUGAGCUCGCUGGUCCGAAGAAGCUCACGAGCAUAGGUGAAAACCUUCCCAGUUGUGCAGUUUCACACGGCUUUAUUGAAAUGGAAGACGGCUACCAGCCGAUUAAAAGUCAAGCCGAGGAGAUAGAGGUUUUGAUUUCCCAAGGGACAUGUGGUGAUCACCUGGAGAAUUUGAAAACGCACCCAGAGGAAUCAUUCAACCAGAUCCCCUCUGGCUGCUCAGGGCUGCUCAGUGCAGGUUUCAGUAGCGAUGCCCCAAGUGGCCCUUCCCUCCUUGAUCUCCAACGUCCCUGUCUUCCCUUGAUGUCUGUCGGUCAGCGUCCACCAAUAAUCACCGACAGCGGCUAUCAAAGCGUGUAG